UUAAGGUUAUUUUUGAAAUGAAGAGAAGUUCUAAAUCUCACCAAUUCAAUCUCUCUAUUCUUUAUGCCUCCUGGAUGAAGAAGUUCGAUAGUUAAGCUCCAGAAUUGUUGUGUUUCAAAGGAAAACAAUAAUUUUGCAGACGAUAGUUCCAAUAUGAAAUUUUACCGCGUUGCAGUAUUUCCGCUUGUGCUCUUUGUGAUAGUUUUGACUGAAGUCAGCGAAGCCGUUCCACAACCAAGCAGGCCUACAGUGACUAACAACGACAUCAGAGAUGCGAUUCUCCAAAUAGUGAACGUGAUCAGAGCCACGGAAGACAAGCUAGAGAGGCACGAGUACAGGGAAAAAGGUCUAGGAGAAACGCUCAAAAGGGGACUCAUAUCCAUAGACAGAAGGACGAAACAAUGGGACCAUUUCAAAGGGAUACUGAACAGACUGGACGAAAGAGUGGCUGAGGUUGAAACUGUGUUGAUUGAGAAGGACGAAAGAGAAAGGUUGCAAGCCAUGAGAACUUUUGAUGCAGUAGAUGAUUUAAAGAAGGUCCUACUGCCACAAAUUGUUGACGAACUGAAGAAGGAGAUACUUGAAGCACUUGCACAACAAAAGAAGAACGACAAACCGCCACCUCCACCACCUGCACCAAAACCAGAAAUAACCAAGAAAGAUCUCGAUAGCAUAAAAGAAAGUAUCAAUAAGAAAGUUGACAGCAUCCAAGAAUCGAUUUCAAAAUUAGAAAAGGAGUUUAAAAACGUCAAAUCAGACAAGGAAACAUGUUCCCAACUCAAUAAGAAAGCAAACGAUACCUUGAGCAAAAUACAGGAUAAAGUUGAGGAUGAAGAGAAAGUGUUAACGAAGUUUUCCAAAAAACUUGCAGAAUUUAAAGACAGCUGCAAAACUGAUGAAAUACAAAUGAAGGAGCAAAACAAAUGGCAAACGAACUUCUCGAACUCUUUGACCGAGCACAAGGAACACCUUCAAGACCUCAUAAAUGAUUUGAAAAAUGUCUCCAAAAAACUGGAUUCGCUCCCACAAAACGAAUAUUUGGAAAAAAUAGCAAACAACACCAAAAAUAUCGUAAAGGAAAUCAAUCAAAACACCGAUGCCAGAGCUCAGGUUAUAAUUGAAGACAUCGACUAUAAGACAAAAGACUUGAAAGAUAAACUAACGAAAGAUCAUGAAGAUUUGGUGAAGUCCAUUGAAGAAUUGACUAACAUAACCGACACUCUGGGGUCAGAGUUUGGUGACAAUGUAGAGGAAAUCAAGAAUAGCAUAAAGUCGAUAAAGAAAGUAGAUGAGGUGAUGGUGAAAACUGCUGAUAAUGUUUUCGAUACCAAGCGUAGGUUAGAAUACGGCGUUCAUCAAAUUCUAGGUGAAAUGGGCCAACUGAUGAAGACUGCUACCAAUGAUAUAUCAACCACUGUAGCAGAAAGGUUCGACGUCUUCGAGCAAUCUCUCUUGGACGACGAAAACGGAGCUCUAACUAACUUAACUCACAAGAUAGGAGACGAAGUUGAUCAAGUUUGGCGCCAAAUCGGCAUAAUGCAUCAGAAGAUGAAUUCAAACGCGGAUAUUUUGACAAAAUUACAAAACCAAACCGACGCUUAUGUGAAUGGCUCAGCUAACAGUAUUGAUAAUAUUAAAGGAAAGGUAACCAAAGUAACAACCAAGAUCAAUGAACUGGAUGAAAAUUUGAAUUACCUUAUGGGAAAACUUCUAUUGGUGUCGCAAGAAUUCAACCAAAUCAAAACUGAACUGUCCAAAUCUUUGGACGAAAUCAAAGGAACUCUUAAAACCGUUCAAGACAAGGUUAAAGACAAAGUUCAAGACUCCGGUCCAGGACCACAUAAGAUUGACGAUUACGAAGAACCAUACGUGGAUCCAGCGAAAAAAUAGUCUCAUAAAAAAUUAUAGAGGCUUUAGUGUAUUUAAAUAAUAGAAUUAACAUAUUUUUAAGAUGAAACAAAAAUGAGUACAUCAAGAAAACAUUAUAUUUUCAUGUUUUAUAAUAAGAAUAAAGUUCAGUGAACAAAUCA
Messenger RNA from Harmonia axyridis, 2030 nucleotides. RefSeq names its product putative leucine-rich repeat-containing protein DDB_G0290503. NCBI's taxonomy places the organism in Eukaryota, Metazoa, Arthropoda, Insecta, Coleoptera, Coccinellidae. Gene Ontology annotation, cellular component: plasma membrane. The record is from RefSeq and is a predicted model, not a curated record. Bases 154 to 1890 code for a protein of 578 amino acids. The transcript has 7 exons.